GCAAAAAAAUUAUAAAGAUAUUUUCUAAAAUAUUUUUAGUAUGUGAAUUCUUUAAAAAAAUCAAUACAAUAAUAAUAAACAUAUUUGAUAAAUAAAUUUUUUUGUCAUAUAUAAAUAAUUUGAUAUCUAAAUUAAAUUUUUAAGAACAUAAAUAAUAAUUUAUUAUGUUGGAUUUUUAAAUUUAAUUAAAUAUGAAAUAAUAAGUAUUCAUGAAAAAAUUAUGGCCGUAUGUGGGGGAAAUCACCUUGUUUAUUUAGUGAAAGUGAUAGUAGAAAUGACAUGUUUCAAAAUAACUUUACAAAUAAUAAGGAGGGGAUUACAAGACUGACAUUGACACUGGGCCCUGCUUCUUGAUAUUAAGCUAGAAUGAGAAUCACGUUGUCCAUUGACCCGUAACCAUUCAUUUGAGUAAUAAAAAAAGUCUCCCCGGACACGCCUAUAUCUUCUGCAUAACCCACGUUAUCAAUCAACCACUUUAUAAGUAUAACCAGGGUCUGAGUGAAUGUAAUGUUGCUUUGGAAACUCCGAUCUUGAGAUCAAAUCUACAUUCCGCCCCAAAAAAAAGAAGGAAACAAAAGAAUAAAAAAUGAGAGUGGCGGUGAUCGGAGGUGGAGUUUGUGGAUUAGGAAGUGCCUACGUUCUUGCAAGAGAAGAUGGAAUCGAGGAGGUGGUGUUGUUCGAGAAGGAGGAGUCCGUUUUAGGAGGCCAUGCUAAAACGAUGCGUCUCGAUGGCGUUGAUUUAGACGUUGGAUUCAUAGUCUGCAACCCUGUUACGCAUCCGAACAUGAUGGAGUUCUUCAAGAACUUAGGAGUAAAGAUGGAGGUUUCAGACAUGUCUUUCUCAGUGAGCCUCGACAAUGGCAGAGGUUGCGAAUGGGGAAGCCGCAACGGACUUUCAAGCUUGUUUGCUCAGAAGAGAAACAUUUUCAACCCCUAUUUCUGGCAAAUGAUUACAGAGUUUUAUAAGUUUAAUAAAGACGCACUAAAAUAUAUCGAAGAGAUGGAGCGUAACCCUGAUACCGAUCGAAACGAAACCUUAGGAGAGUUUCUCAAGUCUCAUGGAUACUCUGCCUUGUUUCAAAAGGCUUACUUGGUACCGGCGUGUAGAUCCAUAUGGCCAUGCCCACCAGAUAGCAUCCUUAACUUUUCGGCUUACUCUGUUCUUUCCUUUUGCCGCAACCACCAUUUACUUCAGAUCUUUGAGAGGCCACAAUGGCUGACUGUUGCAGGUCGUUCGGAGACUUAUGCCGCAAAGGUUAGGGCAGAACUGGAGAGACGAGGAUGCAAGAUUCGAAUGAAUUGCAAUGUACAAUCUGUUUCAACAUCUGAGGAUGGUUGCAUCUUAGUAACAACUGAAGAUGGAUCUCAGGAAGUAUUCGAUAGGUGUAUAUUAGCUGUGAACGCACCAGAUGCUCUGAGAUUGCUUGGAGAAGACGCCACCUCUGAUGAAGCCAGGGUUCUUGGUGCGUUCCAUUACGCUUACAGUGAUAUAUAUCUCCACCGUGACACUGAUCUGAUGCCACGGAAUCGUGUUGCAUGGAGCGCUUGGAAUUUCCUAACAAGUUCUGGAAAUAAAGCGAGCCUCACAUAUUGGCUCAAUAUAAUUCAGAAUCUUGGAGAGGAACAUGAUCCAUUCUUUCUUACCUUUAAUCCUGAGGUUACCCCAAAGAUGACAUUGUUUAAGUGGACCAGUGGUCAUCCUCUGCCUUCUGUUUCUGCUUGGAAAGCUUCACAAGAGCUAAACAACAUUCAAGGGAAGCGCGGUCUAGAUUGUCUAUGGUUACCGUUUAAAGAAAACUUUACCCGUUCUACCUUCUUCUUAGAAUGUCUUAUGGAUCUACACGUACACAAAACAGUAUUAGAAAUUGUGAACUUUUGGUAUUUGUCCACAAUGUGUGGCUAUGGUUGUCAUGAAGAUGAGAUAAAGGCUGGUAUGGCAGCUGCACAAAGUCUGUUAGGGAAAGAGAUGGUUUCUCCUCCGAGCAACCCAAAACAUAUGGCCCCAUCUAUAACCGAAAAAGGGGCUCGGUUUUUAUUUACUAGGUUCUUGAGACAUUUCAUAUCAACCGGUUGCUUAACAGUAGAUGAAGAAGGAGGAACAAUGUUCACUUUCAAAGGAAACGAUUUGAGAUGUAACUUAGAAUCUGUCAUAAAGAUUCACAGUCCUCAUUUUUACUGGAAGGUUAUGACACAAGCAGAUUUAGGACUUGCCGAUGCUUAUAUAAAUGGAGAUUUUUCGUUUGCCGAUAAAGAUUCAGGACUUCUGAAUUUGAUCAUGAUUCUCAUUGCUAACAAAGAAUUGAACUCAAAGAACUUAAAACUUUCUAAGAAAAGGGGUUGGUGGACACCGAUGUUUAUGACUGCUGGUUUAACAUCUGCAACACAGUUCCUAAAGAAUUUCUCUAGGCAGAACACUUUAACUAAAGCACGAAGGAACAUUUCACGUCACUAUGACCUUAGCAAUGAGCUUUUUGCUCUAUUCUUGGAUGAUACCAUGAGUUAUUCCACUGCGGUAUUCAAGUCAGACGAUGAGGAUCUGAAAACUGCACAGAUGAGGAAAAUAAACCUUUUAAUUGAUAAGGCUAGAAUAGAAAAGAACCAUGAGGUUUUAGAGAUUGGAUGUGGAUGGGGAACUUUGGCCAUUGAAGUUGUGAAAAAAACUGGAUGUAAAUACACUGGUAUUACACUAUCUAUCGAACAGCUUAAAUAUGCAGAAGAAAAGGUUAAAGAAGCUGGACUUCAGGAUCGGAUUACAUUUGAGCUUUGCGAUUAUCGUCAACUAUCUGAUGCUAGAAAAUAUGACAGAAUCAUAUCUUGUGAGAUGAUAGAACAUGUUGGCCACGAGUUUAUGGAUACAUUCUUCAGUCACUGUGAAGCUGCGCUUGCAGAAGACGGCAUCUUUGUCUUGCAGUUCAUAUCGAUACCCGAAGAGCGUUACAAUGAGUACAGACUAAACUCGGAUUUCAUAAAAGAAUACAUAUUCCCCGGUGGAUGCCUUCCUUCCUUAGCCAGAGUUAUUUCUGCCAUGGCCUCUUCUUCUCGGUUGAGCGUAGAAAAUGUUGAGAACAUUGGGAUUCAUUACUACCAAACAUUGAGAUGCUGGAGGAAGAACUUCUUGGAAAAUCAAAAACAAAUCAUGGAUCUUGGAUUCGAUGAUAAGUUCAUAAGGACGUGGGAAUAUUAUUUCGACUAUUGUGCAGCUGGUUUCAAGACUCUUACUCUUGAAGACUACCAGGUAGUGUUCUCACGUCCGGGGAAUGUAGCUGCAUUUGGAGAUCCAUUCCAUAGCUUCCCUUAUGCUCAUGGAUAAAUAAAUGUUGAAGAAUCCUUUCAACACUUUUUAAGUACCACUCUCAUUUCUUGUCUUGUUUUCUUAUUCAAAAUUUGCAUGUGAGACAUCUGUAAACUUUAAAACAGAAACCUGCGUUCAUGAUUGAUUCUGCAUUCUGUACCAAUAAUCUCGUAUGUCUAGACCAUAUAUCAACUUAUUCUACAUCAAAAAAAUCAUAUAACCGCCUCAAAUAAUGUGGUUUGAUUCCUUACUCAAGCUGUUAUGGACUGAUUCACUUUCCUAUGACCUUGAAAAAAAACUAUUAUACAACAUUAGGCUGCUAAUACAUGAUCUUUAGUAAGAACAGUCUUGGCCUCUUGGUGAUAGCCUGAUAGGUUUCUUCCUUUUUAUUAUGGCCACUUUUAAGAAUCCAUAUUGCAAGUGAUAUCUUCAGAAUUUACAAAAUAGAACAUUGAACUUUUAGUCAAAUCAUAGCUACAUGUUAUUUUCACUAAUAUACAUUUUCCUAAAUUCCAGAAUUUCAGAAAACCUAUAAAAUUAUGCAGUCCCAAAAUUGUGCCACCGCACUCGUUAAUCUUUUUUAUAUGUCUUUGACAAGUGAUAAUUCUUUUUUAUACUGUCUUUGACAGGCGAUAGCAAGAUAUUACAUGAUUUGGUAAGACCGUAACUACUGAUUUGAUAAUCACCUCCUUCCUCCCUUUGGUAAAGAACUUAAAUGUCCAUCAAUGUUGUUUAAACGAUCAUGUAUAAAACCCAAAACCCGUAUUUUCAAUCCUCUCAGACUCUCUGAUAUUUCCAAAUACGAUAAGACCGUAACUAGUGAUUUGAUAAUUACCUCCUUCCCCUCUUUGGUAAAGAAAUUAAAUGUCCAUUCAUUAACUAUGUUGUUUAAACGAUCAUGUAUAAAACCCAAAACCCGUAUUUUCAUUCAUUCCAGACUCUCUGAUAUUUCCAAAUACGAUCCAAUCCCCCCUACAUUAUGUAUUCCUAUAUUAUCCCGCAGAUCCUGCCGAGUGGACUCCUCAAUCUUAUAUCCAAAUUGAAUGGAAGAUUUCUGGAAGAUUAUCAACUGACCCGACAAUGCCUCAUAUUCCUUUAAGAUCCUUGAAAUAGUUUUGACACUCAUGCCUUAAAAAAAAAUAAGCUAUCGUCUGCAAAGAGUAGGUGAGAUAUCAGAGGAUAGGACCUAGCCACUUUCAUUUCCAUUAGUUGCUUCUCUCUCUUCGCAUUUUUAAUAUCUAUGAUUAAAGCUUCCGUGCACAUGAUAAAUCUUACUAAAAUUUAGGGAGAAGACUUCUCAAGAAAAUUUAGUCAAAUUCACAAAAGUCAAACAUUACAUAAGUUCAAACAUAUAACUUUUCACUAAAAGUCUUCCGGUAAGUCUUCGAAGACUUCUCGGGUAGACUUAAAUUUUAAGUAGAAAAUUUUAAGCGGAAAAUUAAAAUAUAAGCAGAAAUUUAAGCGAAUAAUUAAAAUUUAAGCGGAAAACUUAAAUUUAAUUGAAAAUUUAAAUUUUAAAUUUCGUGAAAGUUAAAAGUAUAUCUUAUGAUUUAAGAAGACACAUUAAAUAACAUGACUUGAUAUUCUUGAAGAUACUUAACACUUUUAAAAGUUAAACACAUAUUUUGAAGUUGAAAAUACAAGUUUUACAAAAACUAACCUAGAUGACUUUUGGGGAAGUCAUCUCUCAUUAGCUAGAAACAUUAAUAAACAUGAAUGCUGGUAACAUCAUAAUUAUCUCCAGUUAAGUUAUGAAUUUCAUUCAGUAGUCUCAAUAUUGACUAAUAUACAUGAAUUAAUGAAAUAUACACACUCGUUCUUGACCAAGAAUUAUGAACUUGAGUAACUCUAAUAAGCUUAUAAAUUUUGAAAUAAAAAAAUUUAGGAUUUUUGGAUGAAAUAAGAGAGGAAAUGAAAGAGAAAUGGUUUGUGUGCGUAAAAAAUAAAAAUAUGAAGAUGUAGAUAUUGAUUUUAGGCGCAUUUAUAGUUUAAAAUUGGUUGUUCAUGGUGGUUGGUAUAUUGAAGAUAAUGGUAAUGUUGUAAAUAAAAGAGGAAGAUCAUGAUGAUUGAGUAAAACAAAAAUUUUCAAAAGAAAAAAAGAAAAGAAAAAAAGAAAAGAAAAAAAAAUAUUGACAUUUUCAUUAAUAAUUCAAAUUUAUGGAGUGAAUAUGAAAAAUGAAAGUUCAAAAAAAUUAUUGGUUAAUUUUACAUUUGACUUUUUAUUUAGAGUUGUUUUUGCAAAAACCCCCUUAUAUAUAAAAAUCAUUUUAGACUAAUAACUUAACAUACAUUAUUUUAAAGACAUAAAAUUGUAUUUAUUUAAAUUAAAAAUAAAUAAUAUAUAAUAUGUUUUCAGAACAUUUUGAAAUUAGUGACUAUGAAAUACUUUUAUACAAGAUUGAAAUUAUUAACAUAUCUUAAAUUUUAGAUCGACAAUUAUGAUGACAAAAAGAAAAGAUCAACAAUUAUAUAUUAUCUAAAUAGUAAAUUUUAAAAUAUAAAUUUUGAUAAAAAUAGUCUCUCACUUUCGAAGCAUAUAUCAGAAUCAAGUUAUGCUUAAUUUAAAUUAUUAUUGUAACAAUAUUUGUUAAAAUUAGGUAGACCAACCAUUAACACAUCACCAUAUGAGCAGGCGACGUUGACAAAUGUAAGAUAGAUGAUCUUGUCUUUUUGGUCAAGGAUUCGACUAAUCUUGUUUGAUAGUCGAAAAAAAUUUGAAUUAACCAAACAAAAUAAUUGAAUACUGAACGAACCAAACAAAAUAAUAAUAAUUAAAUUUUACCAAAAUAAUAAUAAUAAUUAAAUAUUGAACGAACCAUCUGGACAUUACACAGUAUUGACUUGUCAUAUAUCCAUGCAAAUUUUUUAAAUACUUUUUAAAAACCAAUUGGUUGUGUGCGAAGAUCAAGCAUAACUAUCCCGGAUUAUGUGGCCAUGCUUCUUGACAUUAAGCUUUAGAAUGAGAAUCACGUUAUCUAUCUGUAAUCAUUAAUGUGAGUCAAAUAUAAGUCUCUCCUAACUCGCCUUUACCUUCUGCCUAAUCACAUUAUAAGUAUAAGCAGGGUAUGAGCGAAUGUAUUUCCACAAGUCCCAUCUUGAGAUCAAAUCUACUUUGUGCCAGGAAAAGAAGACUAAGGAAAUAAAAGGAUUAAAAUGAAAGUGGCGGUGAUCGGAGGUGGAGUAAGUGGGUUAGGAAGUGCCCACGAUCUUGCAAGGGAAGAUGGAAUCAAGGAGGUGGUGUUGUUUGAAAAGGAGGAAUCGUUUUUUGGAGGCCAUGGUAAAACGAUGCGUUUUGAAGGAGUUGAUUUAGACAUUGGAUUCAUAGUCUUCAACCCUGUACGUACGCUUGCAGUUAUCUUUUUCUAGAAUUAUUAAUUAAAUAACCAUCCUAGUUUUAUAAAUGGAAACCGUGAUUUUAAGCAAUACUACAUACAGUAUCAUUUUGCAUAAUAACUACAUACAGUAUCAUUUUGCA
Molecule: messenger RNA, 6767 nt
Organism: Brassica rapa (field mustard)
Lineage: Eukaryota; Viridiplantae; Streptophyta; Magnoliopsida; Brassicales; Brassicaceae
Molecular function (GO): oxidoreductase activity; methyltransferase activity
Source: RefSeq, a predicted model, not a curated record